AUGGUUCUCAGGGUCAAAGCCGUAGGAGUUCCUGGUGAUGAGAUAGUGAAGUUCACAUAUGCAAUGAAUAUAAGGAGACUGGUAAAGCCACUGUUGCCGCUUGGCUACUGGGGAAAUGGCUGUGUUCCAAUGUACGCACAGCUUCUUGCCAAAGAGCUACUAGAGCAACCCAUUUGGAAAACAGCUGAGGUGAUUAAGAAGAGUAAAAUCAAUGCCACCGAUGAUUAUGUGCAUUCUUUUAUCGACUUCCAAGCAGUACAUUAUGCAGAUGGCAUUACAGCAGGAAAUAGAGGGAGUGGAUUCACAGAUUGGAGACACUUGGGCCAUUCAACUGUGGAUUUUGGGUGGGCAGGUCCAGUUAAUGUCUUGCCUCUUUCAAGACAUUUAGUUGGAAGUGUGGAGCCUUGCUUUUUCUUGCCUUACUCAUCGGCAAAUGCAGGCAAGAAAGAUGGCUUCAAGGUGCUAGUUACUUUGCAAGAAUCUGUUGUGCCUGCUUUCAAGAAAGAGAUAGAGAAGUUUAGCAACCAAGACUUUGAAUAG
Molecule: messenger RNA, 540 nt
Organism: Ricinus communis (castor bean)
Lineage: Eukaryota; Viridiplantae; Streptophyta; Magnoliopsida; Malpighiales; Euphorbiaceae
Product: 3'-N-debenzoyl-2'-deoxytaxol N-benzoyltransferase
Exons: 2
Coding region: 1-540 (179 amino acids)
Source: RefSeq, a predicted model, not a curated record